GCGUGGUGGCGGGAAAUGUCCUUCCGGAGCCUCAUCCAGGACAUGCGGGACGAGUUCGGGAGCAUCUCGCGCCACGGCCUGCGCGCCUCCCGCUCGCACCGCGCCGUCGCCGCCCCCGGGGUGGGGGCGUCCGCCGCGGCCGGGCUGGUCGACGCGCUCGAGGGGACCUGCUGGGCGCAGCUGCCGCCCGAGCUGCUCAGGGAGGUGCUCGUCAGGGUCGAGGUCGACGACACCCUCUGGCCCUCCCGCCGGGACGUCGUCGCCUGCGCGGGCGUCUGCAGGGCAUGGAGAGGCAUCAUGAAGGAGGUCGUGCGCGUACCCGAGGCCUCCGGCAAGCUCACCUUCCCCAUCUCACUCAAGCAGCCUGGCCCAAAGGAGAGUACUCUUAAAUGUUUCAUAAGAAGAAACCGCACUACUCAGACGUAUUAUCUAUACAUUGGAAUCACGGAAGCACUGGCUGAUGAUGGCAAGUUCUUGCUUGCUGCACGCAAAUGCAGAAAGCCCACAUACACAGACUACCUGAUUUCCCUGGAUAUGGGUGAUAUGUCAAAGGGGAGCAGCACCUAUAUUGGCAAGCUAAGGUCAAACUUUCUGGGAACGAAGUUUACCGUCUAUGAUGCUCAUCCACCAUAUGAUGGAGCUGUGGUCUCGAAGAGCCGGUCUGCGCGUAUGGUUGGUUUGAACCAGGUCUCCCCAAGAAUUCCUGCUGGCAACUAUCCAGUUUCACAGAUUUCUUUUGAAUUGAAUGUGUUAGGCUCCAGAGGUCCAAGAAGGAUGAACUGUGUUAUGAGUUCAAUCCCUGCAUCAGCUGUUGAAGAAGGGGGCAAAGCUCCAACACAGACUGAAUUUCCUCUCAAUAACAUCGACUCCUUCCCGUCCAUUCCAUUCUUCAGAUCCAAAUCUGCUCAUAUGGACAGUACAGCUCCACAGAUACCUGCUCAGAACGAAGAGAAGUUGGUGCUGAAGAACAAGUCUCCUAGGUGGCAUGAACAGCUGCAAUGUUGGUGCCUCAAUUUCCGUGGACGGGUGACUGUUGCCUCAGUGAAAAACUUUCAGCUGGUUGCUUCAGACGAAACUGGACCCGCUGGCCAGGAACAGGACAAGGUGAUUCUCCAGUUUGGAAAGAUAGGCAAAGACUUGUUCACCAUGGACUACCGGUAUCCCAUAUCAGCAUUUCAGGCGUUUGCAAUAUGUCUGAGCAGUUUCGAUACCAAAAUUGCUUGUGAAUGAGACAAGGUGCUGGGAAAAUCAUGGCAGCUGGAAGGAAGCAGGAAUGCCAAAGCUGAAGAAUUGGUAAAUCGUCGCCUUGAAGUUGUUAUUCCAGUGGCGCCAGGGUGUAUAUAGCAGCUAUAUAUAUGUAGUCUAUAUUUCCGUUCUGAUUAAAUACAUUCUGUGCCGGUGCCGGCAAGUGAAAACAUAGAGGUUUUUCCACCAGUGAGCAGGCUUGUGCUGUGUGGCCAUGGGCCAUGGCCGAAUCUGUUUUGUCAGUUGAUGAGUUUAUAUAAGACGGUCAUCGUUGCAGUUCGGCAGCUUCGAGUGUAGCUGUAAAUUGUGUGCUGGAAGAACCGUUAUGCAUAUUGCAAAGCAGGCAUGUACGGGCGUGUG
Molecule: messenger RNA, 1605 nt
Organism: Lolium rigidum
Lineage: Eukaryota; Viridiplantae; Streptophyta; Magnoliopsida; Poales; Poaceae
Product: tubby-like F-box protein 6
Exons: 6
Coding region: 16-1230 (404 amino acids)
Molecular function (GO): protein binding
Source: RefSeq, a predicted model, not a curated record